Carassius gibelio (silver crucian carp) is the source of this 3214-nucleotide messenger RNA. RefSeq names its product neurexophilin and PC-esterase domain family, member 3 (gene nxpe3). NCBI's taxonomy places the organism in Eukaryota, Metazoa, Chordata, Actinopteri, Cypriniformes, Cyprinidae. The coding region runs from base 286 to 1983 and encodes 565 amino acids. The transcript has 6 exons. The record is from RefSeq and is a predicted model, not a curated record.
CGGAAACGAUGGUCAUGCGUGCCGUGCUCGUGUAUUUGAUAGUUGCAAACGCAGCUCGUCCCUACCGGUCCCUACCGGUUGUCCUCUAAUCUAAUCUGCUCCUGUUCUUUUCGUACAUUUUUAGACUGACUGUUGGCUAUGAUGCGAGCAUCAUGACGGAUAAUAACAUCAAGCGGUCGGCGGCAGCAGCACGUCGGGACUGGAGCAUCAGUUCAGAAGCAUGCAAUAAUGGCCAACCAUGAUCAGCUGUAGUGCUGGGCAGGAGGAUGACCGAGAGAGGAAACCAUGGAGAAAUACUUUCCCAAAUAUGUCCCAUUCUUCAGUCUGCUGGCUUUGUCAGUACUCUUGUUCCUGCUGUGGAAUAUCACCUCAUUGGAAAGCUGGAACUGUCAGACAGUAUCUACCUUCUAUCAGCUUCAGAACAGCAUCCAGUCAGUAUUGAAGACCUCUGAAUUUCUUCUACCAGUAGAGUUUAACUACUCCUUCUGUGCCCACCUCGGCCAGGAGCCCACUGCAGAGGAAGCCAGGGAGGAGAGCUAUCUUCUCAAAUCCAUCGCCUGGCCAGAGCCAUUGGUCCUGGGACUGCCGUUACGUCAAAGUAGUGAUCCUGCACAGAGCUAUUAUACGAUCCAAGACCCUGGAGAUCUGCAGGUGGGUGGGCAACUGAUAGUGAAGGUGCAGAUGCACAACUUUUUGGGUCAGCCCAAAAAACAUGGAGGAGACUUUCUAGUUGCGCGACUCCACACGCCAGAACUUGCGGCAGGCGUGGCUGGCCAGGUACAUGACCACAACAAUGGAAACUACACAGUAUUUUUCCCGCUGCUUUGGGCAGGUGUUGCCCAGGUGGAACUGACCAUGAUUCACUCCAGCGAAGCCGUGAUGGUCCUCAGACGACUGAGAGCGGAACAAUCAGACAGAGUGUUCUUCAAGAGCCUCUUCCGUUCAGGUUACCUCUCGGAGACCACUCUGUGUAAUUUGUGUUUGCCGCACAAACAGCAGUCACUUUGCAACUUCACAGAUCCCCAGACUGGAGAACCCUGGUUCUGUUAUAAGCCCAAGAUGUUGGACUGUGAUACACGGAUUAACCACUCAAAAGGGGGGUAUAAGAAACACCUUCUCACUGUUUAUGAGUCACAGUUCUUCCAAAGUGGAGUAAAUAUCAAAAUUCCAAUACAUUCUGCAGGGGUGGACAAUGUGACUGUUCAACCUGCUAAAGUGCGAACCAAAGGAAUGCACCUUGAAUUCACUCCUUCCGGGUACUACUACCAGGGAUCAUGGAGACCUUUGAAUGGUGUCAUCAUGCAUCAGUUUAAUGCCUCUUCAGUCAUAGCACAGUGUCUUCGAGGGAAAAUGGUGUACAUGUAUGGAGACUCCACUGUGCGACAGUGGUACGAGUAUCUCAUUGCCCAUGUUCCAGAGUUUAAGGAAUUCAACUUUCAUAGCCCGAAGAAUGUUGGCCCGUACAUGGCAAUGGACAGCAAUCACAACAUAUUAUUAAGAUACCGCUGCCAUGGGCCACCGAUCCGCUUCACAUCCGUGUCCUCGGCUGAGAUGCACUACAUCUCAAAUGAGCUGGAUGGCUUACGAGGGGGCUCGGACACGGUGGUCCUGAUCAGCAUCUGGUCACAUUUCAGCACUUUCCCGGUGCAAGUGUACAUACGGCGCCUACGCCACAUCCGCAAGGCGGUGAUCCGACUGCUGAACCGAGAACCAGCGACUUUGGUGCUGAUCCGCACAGCCAACCUCCAGAAACUGGACCCCGAGUCCAGCUUGUUCAACAGCGACUGGUUCUCCCAACAGCUUGACAAAGUGCUCCGAGCCAUGUUUAAAGGUCUGAACGUCCAGCUGGUGGACGCCUGGGAGAUGACACUCGCCCACCAUCACCCUCAUCAGCUACACCCUCCACCUGACAUUAUAUCAAACAUGAUUAACUUCAUCCUAUCACACAUCUGUCCAGUGAGGAGAAAGAGAAGGCGGGGCUAAACUUCUCAAGCAGUAUGUUAAGGAACUGGUGAGACCUAGUCUUUGAGAUCAGCUCUUUGGCUAUCCAUUCAGCUAUUAUUUGCUUGUCUGUCUGGCUUUCAAAUAUUAAUAAUGAUUUUGCUGGCCUUAUUAUAAAUGCAAAAGCACCAUUCACCAACAGUGAAUGUAGCUCUUUUUAUUUUAUUGGCAAUAUCCUGACCCAACCCCAAGUGUUUAACAGGUGAAAACUAUUUGAACAUAUUUGCUUGUACUCCAAUCGGGGAUUUGAGUAGGGUUCGUUCAUCCAAAAAUUAAAAUCCUGACAUCAAUUACUCACCCUCAGUAAAUGAUGACAGGAUUUUCAUUUUUUGAUACACCAUUAAAAAACUAAUAAAUGAAGGCAACAACCUCAAGGCUGCAGUUGUAUUAAAUAAAGAUUAAAUUAUUUAUGUAUAAAACAGACGCCUGGGAGAAUAUAUGUAAAAUUAAAAUAGAGAAUUACAGAAGAAUAAUUACUUUUACAGAAGUUAUAUGCAAGUAUCAUGAACUAUGAGGGCAAGUACAACUCUUUAUGUGCCUUGGUAAACAGGGAUUGUGUUAGGACAAGUGUGGUCUACUUAUUCAAUGGAGGGCAGGUGUGGCCUAAUGGUUAGAGAGUUGGACUUGUAACCCGAAGGUCACAGGUUUGAGUCUCAGUGCUGGCAGGAGUUGUACGUGGGGGGUGAAUGAAAAGCACCCUCUUCCACCCUCAAUACCCUUGAGCAAGGCACUGAACCCCCAGUUGCUCCCCAUGCAGCUGGAUACAGCUGCCCACUGCUCAUUUGACCAUUUUGUUACAGUAGGAUUAUUGACAUUAGUAUUCAUUUAGUCUUUUAUGUCCUUGAUUAGUUUUAAUAUAAAUUCUCCCAUUCUGCAUUUACCUCUGAAAGAUCUAAAAAUGUGUACAUAGUAGUUCUGUCUGUUCUAUUUUAUGUAUCCAAAAAAGCAAUGUAAAAGACAUUUAUGCUCCAAAAAUGGUCAUUCAGAUUUUUUGGAAGAGUUGUUUACGAUCAGUUCAUGUGCCUUAUUUAAUAGCACUACCUGUUUGAUUAGUUUGUUCAAUUCCAUUUUAAUGUGGUUUACAGCUAUCUCCGUACUAGAGUUUCUACUGCAUUUUCUUUUUCUUUUUUUUUGCGCAGUGGCAAAGGAACUUCUUAAUUCUUCAUCCGUCAAGUGUUCACAAAUCACCAAAAUAAAUGAAUUCUCAAGCAUC